UUUUUCGGGCUCUUUUCUUCUAUGUAUACGAGGAUCCAUCGCAUUUAACGAUAAAUAAUUUAAAGUUAAAUGCGAACAAGAGUCGUAACGUUCGCUGAGCUGGAUAAACGUAAUGCGUUCACGUUAUUAUUAAGUGACAUGAUUUCAAGUUUCUACGAAAAGAUUCUUGGCAUGUCAUCUACGACGGAGACGAUUAAACAGAAGAUUCUAUGCGUCGGAAUAGCCUGUUUAGAUAUCGUGCAGACGUGCGAACAGUAUCCGAUCGAAGAUUCCGAUCAAAGGUCCCUGGAAUAUAGGUGGCAAAGAGGAGGCAAUGCAUCCAACACUUGCACGGUUCUUUCCCAACUUGGAAGCUCGUGCGAGUUUUUUGGUUCGCUGAGCGCGGAGGAACAUCUCUGUUUUCUGCAAAAUGAUUUACUCAAAAAUAACAUAGACAUCUCCCACUGUCCUCUCGUAGCGGAAAUCGGCUGUCCGACGUCUACUGUAAUUUUAAGCUUGAGCAGUGGCUCCCGCACGAUCUUGCAUCACAAUGCAAAUAUGCCAGAAGUGACAUUCGAACAGUUCGAACAAUUGAAUUUGAAGGAUUACACUUGGAUUCAUUUCGAGGGCAGGAACAUGGAUCAAGUGUUGCCCAUGAUGCAGCAUGUAGAGAAUCACAACAAUACGUUAAACUAUAAUCAGAAUUCUUCCAAGGAAAUAGAUAUGACUCAAGUGCCUAUUACCAUUAGUAUAGAAUUAGAGCGCCCGAGACAGGAAUUAUUAGAUCUGUUACCUUACGCUGAUGUAGCAUUCAUAGCUAAAGACUUUGCACGAAGUAGGGGAUACGAUAACAUGAGUGAGACGCUGAAAAAUGUCAUUGAAGAUGCCAAGUCUGGAGCGACUCUUAUAUGUGCCUGGGGUGACAGAGGCGCGAUGGCAAUAACUCCAGACAAUAUUAUAGUGCAAUCACCUGCGUUCCCACCGUCGAAAAUAGUGGACACCUUAGGUGCCGGGGACACUUUCAAUGCCGCGGUACUACAUUUCCUAAAUAAAGCUAAAUUAAAAUUUUUUCAAAGAGAUAAAUUAGGAACGCUAAGUGCCUUACGAAGAGAUUCAGAAAUGAAACGUAAUAUUAAGAAGAAUUAUAACAUUGAGAGUAUGGAGUGUAGUCGUACAGAAUUUAUCACACAAAAUGUUUUACAAAGGGCUGUGACGUUCGGCUGCCAGGUAGCUGGUAGUAAAGUUGGUUUAAAGGGAUACGGUGAAUUGGGUGAAAUUUUUAAGGAUGUACUAGAAUGUUAGCGUUAAAUUAUAUUAUAUUAAAAUAGGAGACUGUGAUUGAUCGUACGUAAAGGAAACUGACUGAUUAUUAAAAGCAUUGCUAAGAUUUCAUAACAAAUGAAA
Messenger RNA from Ceratina calcarata, 1383 nucleotides. Its product is annotated as ketohexokinase. NCBI's taxonomy places the organism in Eukaryota, Metazoa, Arthropoda, Insecta, Hymenoptera, Apidae. The coding region runs from base 70 to 1281 and encodes 403 amino acids. The transcript has 4 exons. The record is from RefSeq and is a predicted model, not a curated record. Gene Ontology annotation, biological process: fructose metabolic process. Gene Ontology annotation, molecular function: ketohexokinase activity.